Molecule: messenger RNA, 558 nt
Organism: Ipomoea nil (Japanese morning glory)
Lineage: Eukaryota; Viridiplantae; Streptophyta; Magnoliopsida; Solanales; Convolvulaceae
Exons: 2
Coding region: 1-558 (185 amino acids)
Biological process (GO): telomere maintenance; DNA repair
Molecular function (GO): DNA helicase activity
Source: RefSeq, a predicted model, not a curated record
AUGCCGGUCUUUAAUCAUGCUCAAAUGUACAUAGUAGUCUCAAGGACUUUUGGUGGAAAGACAAUAGUUUUGGGCGGCAAUUUUAGACAUAUCCUACCUGUUAUUCCGAAAGCAACAAGACCAGUAGUUGUCGGAGCAACUAUUAAUUCUUCAUACCUGUGGACAAAUUGCAAGGUAUUAAGGCUCACAAAGAACUUGAAACUACGGACCUUAGCUUCAAAGGAAGAUAGACAAACGAUUGAUUGGUUUUCAAAAUGGAUUACAGACAUCGGAGAUGAGAUUGCAAGGGUUGUAAACGGCGGUUCAUUUGAGAUCGAUAUUCUGGCAUGGUUUUUGUUGAAGUGUGGACAUGAUCCCAUAGCAACUAUAGUGGAAAGCACAUUCCCAAGCUCGAGAUAUGACAUGCUUGAUGAGUCACAGCUAGAAGGCCAAGCAAUUCUCUCCCUGACUUUAGAUGUCGUUGAUCAAAUUAAUCAGUACAUGUGCGACAUGAAUACUGCAGAAGGACAAACAUAUUUAAGUUGUGACUCUUUGUGUAAGGGCAGAAUCAGACAAUGA